Cercospora beticola is the source of this 984-nucleotide messenger RNA. RefSeq lists its product as uncharacterized. The record is from RefSeq and is a predicted model, not a curated record. NCBI's taxonomy places the organism in Eukaryota, Fungi, Ascomycota, Dothideomycetes, Mycosphaerellales, Mycosphaerellaceae.
GGGACUCUCUUCCACAAAGAACAAAUCCAACACAACACACACUCAUUUAGCACUGGUUGCUUUCGACAUUCACUCUUCCUAUCCUAACAACAAAUACAACUGCAACAACAACACCACCACCACCAAAAUGCACUUCUCCGCCCUCACAGCCUUCGUGGCCCUCGCAGCCGCCAGCCCAUUGGCCCUCCCCCAAAACGCCGGCAGCGGCGGCAACACCCGCUCCAACAGCUGCGACGUAACCUCCGAACCAAAGGCCGUCCGCGGCAGCGGUCCCGUCCCCGUUCUCGACGACUGCAACAAAAUGCGCGACCAAAUCCAAAACAAAGAAGAAUCCUGGACAAUCACCGGCCCAGCCGAACUCGGAAAAUUCGGCACGUGCCGCUUCGUCGUGACAACCGUGACAGGCGGCGACAAAGCGUUCGUUGGUGUGAGCGAUGUGAAGGAUCUCAUUGGUACUGCUGUUCACUCUUGGACGCAGGCGCUGCAGGAUGGAAGUGCGGGUCCGACAUCAUACCAGGGAACGAUUACGCAGCAGGUUGGUGUGGAGGCCAAUGUGCCUUGCGAUAGCGCUUCAGCUUCGGGUGCGAGGCAGGUGACGAUUAAGUGGUCGAUUGAGCACUCGAAGUAAGAGGUUUGCUUCCAUGGGGAGGAGGAUGGAGGAAGGAAGUGUUUUGGCAGUUGGUGUCGAGCUUGUGACAAGCAAGUUGUAUUCCCGAGUUCCUUUUUCGAAAUGUGUGCAUUAGUCGUGUACAACAGCAGAUGUCGAACGACAAAAAUGUCAAUGGUGCAUUCGACGACAGCCUUGCAUGAUCCAGUCCAGAGCUUUGGGAACACAUUGAAAGUGACCGCGAUGUUUUGUAGACCUCGCUCUGGCUCCGAGAUGGACAGAACAUUCGGUGCAGACAAGGCCAGUGCCAGACUGCCACUGCGCAACUGGCUGGGUCGCAUUAGCCGGAGUUCCAGUUUCUGAUGUCGAAGAUCGAC